GGAACAGAGCACUGCUGAGUUCAGGCUGAUUAUUAGCUCGUGGACUGUCAGCAAAAUACAGUCACAAGAAGGCUGUGUGCUGAUUUGUCUUUUGCGGUGAUAUCAUGUUGCUCAUGUUUUAUGUUUUUCAGAGUUCAUUAGUUUCUUUCUGUUCUCAGUUAAUAUCUAGCUCCAGAGAUUGUGUAAGUAGAAUACCCCCAAACUGAAAGUCACCUAGGGAAAUUAUAGGAAAUGUAUGUCACCCAUUUAAACUAUAGUUGAAAACGUGUACACUUUAGUUUCCUGUAGCCAACACUGGGUCAUGGGUAAGGGCACAGGAUCCCAGGGCUGGACUGCCUGGGUUCAAGUUCCAACUUAGUCACUUGCUGGCUGUGGAAUACUUGACAGCUUUAAGCCUCAGUUUCUUUCUUUGUAUUUUUUUUAACUUAAUCCCAAAUGUGACAGUAAGUCUAAGUUACUUGAUCUGAAAAACAGAAAUUAUUCAAUGAGAGUGUGAAAACUUUAGAGUUUUUAAAGGCACUGCCUGACUCACAAAAGUCCUCAGCUUUAGCGGUUAUUGGCUAUGAUAAUUAUUGUGUUGGCUACACGUGCAUUAAUGAGGAAGGAGAAUGCUCAGGGAUAACAAUCAAGUAUCCAAAUGAUCUCAUCAGACUGAGAGGGAGGCAUAUGUGUCCAUGCUCAUGUUUCAGCUCAGAGCCCUUUGUCUAGAAGGCUCUUGAACUCAGAGGCCCAGGCACUAUCAAGUUGGCUUUGCUGUGGAGCCGGCACUUUUGUUCAUCAAUGAAAUUGACAUAAUGCUUUUUUUCCCCCUACCACCAACCAUGUGCCUAGAGUUAACUGUGUCAAGGGGAGCAUGCUUCAGUUGGCUGGAGUGAGCAAUUCAACUUGUGGAGGAAUGAGAAAUGUUAGUGCUGAGACAAGAAACAGAAAACCCCAGGGGCAGCAAAGCCGAGGAGAAUGGCUCCGACAGCUUCAUGCACUCCAUGGACUCACAGCUGGAGCGGCAAAUGGAAACAACCCAGAACCUGGAGGACUCCAACAUGGCCAUUGUCAACAACACCAUGUGGGACCUCACGACCAAGGAGUUCAUCUUCUCAGAGCUGCUGUCCACCCUGGCAUCCUGAAAUUGAACCUGCAGGACAACCAGGAGUCCUGUCCCUGUACUCGUGUGGGGACCAGAACACGCUGAUGGAGGAGUCAGCAGAGCAGGCGCAGCGGUACGCCGAGAUGCUGUGCAUGCACCACAUGCUGAAGGAGGCGCUCAGCGUCAUCGGCAACAUCAACAAGGCCACCAUCAGCACGCCCACGUGGUCUGUGGACAACUCUAGGCUGCAGGUGCUGAGAGUCCUUGCCGGACGCAGGUACGAGGGCUGGCUCCCAAGGCCCCAAAGUCCCCCAGCCCCCAUGGCUGAGCCUGGGGCUCUUGGAACAGGCUCUGUGCCCAAGCUGACAGACGUGGGUGCUCUCUGGAACCAUCAGAAAGCUCAUGGUUUAUGGUGUAAGGGCUGAGAGCUGGGAGGGGGUUGUGUGUGGGGCUGCACUCUGAGGCGGCCAGAGGCCUAGGAAUGUCAUCCUGGGUACGCCGUACCUGUUGUGCAGUCUGAGUCAUGCUGCCAGGGCAGAGUAUCCGGCUCCCAGCCUGGGAGUGCUGAGAGCCAAAUCCACUGCAGAGGAGGGGUGAGAGUCAGGGUCCCACCUCCUCUAUCUGUCGGCAAUCCAGUGGUGACCUAGGAUAAAACCUCGAGAGUCCCAUACACACGGUCAACCCAGAACACACCUCACAGGCCAGGUAGGGACACACAGCCCCCUUCUCUCCCUCCCAGGUCCCAUCAUAGCUGCCAGUGUGUGACGGAAGGCAGGGUCCCUGGCCCGCGCUGAAACACUACCGCCCAUCAGCAGGGUCAUUCACCUUGGCCUGUUGCUCCUAGAGGUUGCCUCCGCUAUUCAACCAAGGGGACCACAGUGCCUGGUUGAGCUGCUAUUGAACCAAGGGGACUCCCAGCUGAGCUCUGCCCGGCAAGCCCACCCACCUCCCCUGCCAUGGACUCUCCCUCUUCUGCUUUUCCCAACAGGAAGGGCCCAGUCUCACUCUCGCGACCUGCAACCCCCAACAAGCUGAGGCUCCCCUAUUAGACUUAUAAGUCUAUAGCCAGUGGCAUCCGGCGGCCUGCCCUCCCUGCCUCCCCCAGGGUCCCUUCAGAGGAUCCUGGGCGUUCUGACCACCCAGAGGGUUCUCUCGGCGAUCACUUCAGCCAUCCAUCCCUUUUAGCUUCAUCAUCCUGGUUCAAGCAGUGUUCCGUCUCUAUCAGGCCUGGUGGCUGUUGCGUUGGGCUCCCUGAGGCGAGAGGUGGUCCCGAAUCAGUGGGUUGGAAGGCAGGGUGACCAGAGAAGAGGGAAGCCCAAAGAGGCUGAGCACUGGUCUGACCGGUGGGUGCAUUAUCUGGGUGCCAUGGAAGAGGCCAGCGUGCGUGGGUGGGGAGGGCUGCCACAGCCCCCAGGCACUACCUGUGAAGCUCUGGCUCCUCCCUCCAUCUUCCUCGCCUUUCCCUUCCAGCCCCUCUUUUCCAGGAACCUUGACACGCCCACACCUGUGCCCUCCCCUCCCCGACCCUCCCACAGCUGCUGUGGCACAUCUGUGCUCUGCAGUUGCCUCAUCAGCUCUCUGCUCACUUUUCUCCCUCCUGUUUUCUCUCUGCUUUCUCUCCAACUGCCAGCCGAUCGGGUCCUGCAAGUCCAUCCCAUCCUGAGAGCCCCAGGCCCUCCUUCGACCUCUACCCCUUCUUCUGGGAGACCUCCCUUUCCAAGCCUGCUUGGGCGGCUGUUCUGUGAUUUGACAGUGGCUCCCCCGGCCCCAAAGCCAGCCCUCUUCAUCUGUGACUUGGUCUGUUGUAGUGGUGAGCUGACACUUCCAGGUGUGACUGUUGCUGAAAACGUGUGCCCUCCUCUGUGGUAUGCCCCUGCCCUGUUCUAUAAAUAUCUAUAAAUACACACACACACACAAACACACACACACACACCGCUACAUGUGGCUGGCUGCCUGGCCUCUAGCACUGGGAAUCAGUCACAAUGCUGUCUUUUUGGAGUCUUGUGUGCCAAUAAGAGAAAGCUGUCCCCUGACAUUGCCCCUCCAAAGUGAAGCACCUCCAGUGAGCCUCCCUGUCCUGCCUGGCCUAUAGAGAGCCAGCCCCCGCCAUCCCUCCCACCCCCUACCAAGCAUGGGAGUGCUGUGCAGGCAGCUGUGCGGCCUGACAGUCUCUACCAGUCCUGCUGUCCCUCACACCCAUUUCUGGAUGGCGGGGAAAUGUGUCCUCUGCUGGCUGUGUUCUCUGUGGAGCUCAGGGGAGGGGAAAGGCCAAGCCAUUUCUAGGGUGCUGUCGGGAGCGGUGAAAAGGCCAUACCCUUUCCAAGGUUCACUUUUCCUGGAAAGCCCCUGGAGCUUCCCUGGCUCUUAUCCUGUGAAGAAGGCUCUGGCCACCAGGGGGCAGGGCCAUGAACGCAGCCUGGAGGGAGCCUGCGGGGCAGCCGGCGCUCUGGAGGGACAGACAGAAGAGGCCACCAGGUGCCGACGGGAGAGGGAGGCACGGGGACGGAAUGGAAGACGCCUGGGCUGGGUGGAAGUCAGUGCCCUUAGGUGCUGGUACCUGUCUUCCCGGCCACCUCUAAAUCAGGCUUCUGAGCCUGUUGGCUGUCAGGGUGGGACUGCGCCCCUCAGGCGCCAUGGCAGUCCCUGUGGAAUCCCCCAGGUGCCACCAGGCAGCAUACAGGUAACAAGCCUGGAAGGUCCCCAACAGCCUAGCUGGACAUGCUCAAGACACUCUGGGGCUCCUCAUUUGGUGGCACAAACUCCAGGACCCAUUGAGGGAAAUGGGAGCACACCAGGCCGAGAAGUAUGGUUAAAUCUGUUUAUUCUAAAAUAAAAAGCAAAAUAAACAGGAGUCGCAUCACCAGGGAGCCACGACCCCAUCCACGCCUCCUUCCUCUGUCCUAUGCUAGCAAUAAAUAAGUUUCCCAGCCACAAAUAAUUAUUAGAACCUCCUCCCCACAUGCCAGCUCCAACCACAGCUAGGUACCAUACAGGGGUGGCCCUACCCUCUGGAAUAUACAAAACGUUACACAGACAAAAUGUGUACACUGGAGAAGGGGGCCACCCCAGCAGCCCGUGUCCUCGCCUGGUCCACAGUUAGCCCCACUGUCCUGCCUCACUUACCUCUCUGAAUAAGGAGGUGGGAGCCCCCCUGAGAGAAAAGUUGCUAUGCUGAGAGUAAGGAGGCUGUCAGAGUCAUGCUUAAAAAUUUUUAAUUUAAGGUCUUGUCUUGCCACCCUAAUUGUAAAGGGGUGACUGGGAAGGGGUGGUAGGGUCAUGGUGGCGGCGGAGACUCCAGCCCCACUUCUCCAGGCUUUGCUGACACGGAACUGCUUUGAAUUUUUAUUUUUAUCCCAUGACUUGUUUUUUAAAUCCCGUAACUUCUUAUUCAUAACAUUUGGUAACUUUGCGUAAAACUUUUUUCUACAUUUUUGCCACAAUUUUUCUCUUUUUUAUCCCAUAACUUUUUCACUCCAUAACUUUUAAAAUCCCAUAACUUUGUAAAUUUGUGUUCUUUUAAUAAACACUUGCAUAGUUAUAUUACGAUAUUGUAAAAAUGAAACAGAUUAUCUCAUGCCAAGCAUGCCUGGCAUUUGCACAGUAUCAAUACCUUUAACACUAUAGUUUUCAAGACUCACAAAAUAAAAUUUUAAGGCAAAAACAGCACUUCGCAACAACUUAAUCAUUUAUUACAUUAGAGUAGCAUCACACCAGCAGUCAAUAAUGUCACUUUAGGGGAAAAGUCUUUCAGUAUUUCCAGUAUAAAUUCUGUUUACAAGAAUUCAUAAAUUGGUAAAAUUCAUUCUAAGAAAACUUGGCAAAUAAAGUUUUAGGCUAGAAUUGGCA
Molecule: messenger RNA, 4930 nt
Organism: Macaca mulatta (Rhesus monkey)
Lineage: Eukaryota; Metazoa; Chordata; Mammalia; Primates; Cercopithecidae
Source: RefSeq, a predicted model, not a curated record